Molecule: messenger RNA, 591 nt
Organism: Trypanosoma grayi
Lineage: Eukaryota; Euglenozoa; Kinetoplastea; Trypanosomatida; Trypanosomatidae
Exons: 1
Coding region: 1-591 (196 amino acids)
Source: RefSeq, a predicted model, not a curated record
AUGCGACGAUGGAAGGUGUUUUGGCUGUGGCUGAAGAACUUCUCAAAUGUGGCUUUUUUUUAUCAGCCUGAGCCGGCGCACAGCAGUGAGAAGACUUUGUGCGACCAAAGCGCAGCAGUACGUGCUAACCAUCCCCUGGGCGCAAGACAUCGUUGUAUUGAAAACAGUGGAGAGAGCGCCACGCUUUGCUUCGUGUGGUUUAACGAAGUGGAGAAGGCAGGUGGGAAGAAAGGCUUCUUCCACGCCGUGCUAAUGGCCCUCGGCGGGCUGUGCGUGCGUUCCCUUGACAAACUCAAGGAGCGUGGCGCCGUCCCCUCUGUGAAGGGAGUGCCGCUGUCAACGGCCGCAUCGACGGGUGGUGCUACGGCACAUCCGCCGGCGAGGCAGCGGUACCACAGCCGCAUGUGGCGUCGCGCCGCGUGGGUGCAGCCGGUGUUGAAGCCGCCGGAGGAGGAGGUCGUGGGGGCAACAGAGAACGUCGACGCGGCGGCGGAAGAAGCGGGAGCAGUGCUUCUGGUAUGCUACAAUCUGGAGGUGAAGCGGCUGAUGCCGCAACGUGCCGCGCAGGGUCACGCAAUCCGUGCCCCGUGA